Molecule: messenger RNA, 5048 nt
Organism: Ylistrum balloti
Lineage: Eukaryota; Metazoa; Mollusca; Bivalvia; Pectinida; Pectinidae
Product: nuclear pore complex protein Nup93-like
Exons: 24
Coding region: 48-2525 (825 amino acids)
Biological process (GO): protein import into nucleus; poly(A)+ mRNA export from nucleus
Cellular component (GO): nuclear pore
Molecular function (GO): structural constituent of nuclear pore
Source: RefSeq, a predicted model, not a curated record
UGGCGGCUACUUUGCAUGCUUUCGGUUUUGAGUUGUAGCCAACCAAAAUGAUGGUUGAAGAUGGCAAUGACUUUGGAGAUCUGCAGCAGCAGGCUGAGCAACUUACAGCAGAGAUGGAAAGUGGAACAGAUCUGCCUCGAGUAUCCCGUAACCUUACUCAGAUUCUAGAGGCAGGACAACGACUCCUGUCCAAAGUUGCACCGAUAAGCCAGGACUCUACUGAUGUCAAGGCCUCCAUCUUGCUGGGAACAAAAGGCUAUGAUGUACCAAGGAUAGCCCAGAAGUUGGAAGGUCUCAGUGCAGCAAAGUCUUUUGAGCCUUUAGAACCCAUCAGAGAUACAGAUAUAGAGAGCUUUUUAAGAAAUGAAAGAGAAAAUGCUCUCCUGGCAGUUAUUGAACAGACUCGGAAAAAUACAUUUGAGGAGACUGAGAAAAGACACUGGGAGUGUAUGGAGAGUGAAUGGGAACGUGAGAAGCAGAAGAUUCUCAACUCAUUAAGGGGCCUUGGGCAGGAUACACUCGACUUCCAGCCAGAGUCAGAGAGUUUCCUGGCAGAUCCAGUCAAUAUGCAGGGCCGUAGUAGCCUGGACAACAUCGAAGCAGCAUACGCUAGACAGGUAUUCCAGUACAACGAACAAAUCGUACAAGGUAGUGUGAGACCUUUUCUUGUCGACAUGUUUCUGGAUGUGGCGAAAAAAUUGGACGACAAGCAUGUAGUUGAUUUAUGGGAAAUGGUGAAAUGCAUGGUGGAGGUUCCUCUGGUGUUGACCAGUAGUAUUGGUCAAACUCGUUCUGACUACAGGACACACAUGGCUUUUGUGGACAAGGCUCGCGACUACCUAGAGACGCAAUACAAAAAGUACAUUACCACUACUAUAUAUGGUAACCUCCAGCAGGCCCAGCUAGGGGGCAUCCCUGGUACUUACAACUUGGUCCGCAGUUUCCUCAAUGUCAAACCUCCUACAUUUAGAGGCCUUGAGGAUGAGACAGUUGAUGGACACCCUACUUGGGCAAUGGUAUACUAUUGUUUGCGAUGUGGAGAUCUUCAAGCAGCACAGCAAGUCGUUGACAAGGCAGCACACAAUGUUGGUGAUUUUACAUCAUUUCUACAAGAGUAUAUAGCCAGUGAGGACCACAGAUUAAGUUCCAGUACAGAAACAAAGAUACAUCUACACUAUAGAAGGAUAGUAAAGAAUGGAACUGAUCCUUUCAAACGGGCAGUAUAUUGUGUGAUAGGCCGAUGUGACUACGAGGAGAACCACUCUGACAUUGCUGACAAGAUAGACGACUACCUGUGGAUAAAGUUAUCCCAGAUACAACUAGACCCUGACCCUGUGAGUCAAGACCAGUUCACGCUACAGAAACUACAGACCAUGUUGUAUGAGGAUUUUGGUGAGAGUUACUUCAAUGGAUACCAGCAGCCAUACCUGUAUUUUCAGGUGUUAAUCCUCACAGCUCAAUUUGAAGCAGCCAUCGAGUUUAUGUCCCGAAUUGAUAAGCUUCUUUGUCACUCGGUCCAUGUGGCUCUAGUUUUGUACGAAUUGAAGAUGUUGAUGCUGGCUUCUUCCAAUCAGUCACAGCUCUUAACCAAGGAAGCAGCAGAUGAACAGCCAAUGAGGCGACUGAAUUUUGUACGCCUCAUUACCAUGUACACACGGAAAUUUGAGGCCACUGACAGUCGAGAAGCACUACAGUAUUUCUACUUCCUCAGGGACUUAAGAAGUGGACAAGGGGAGAACUUAUUCAUGUCAUGUGUUAGUGAGCUUGUACUGGAAACACGGGAAUUCGAGAUGUUGCUUGGGAAGAUUGAACGUGAUGGGACACGACGGCCAGGAGCCAUAGAUAAAUUUCAUGGUGACACGCAGAAGAUCAUAGAACUGGUGGCUAAAGAUACUGAGAGUAAAGGCCUGUUCGAGGAUGCUGUUAGGCUGUAUGAUCUAGCUAAGAAACAUGACAAGGUGCUGGAGAUCUUGAACAAACUGAUCAGUCAGGUAGUGUCCCAGUCAAACUCACCUCAGUCAGCACGGGAUCGGCUACGCAAUUUGGCCAUUGGUAUGGCAGAGAGAUACAGGUCUGAGGGUGUGGAAGGCAAUCGUUCCAACACCAGCACAUUCUUCCUCCUUCUUGAUCUUCUCACUUUCUUUGACUUCUACCACGCUGGCAACAUGGAUGAAGGCCUCUCAGUGAUGAAACAGUUGCAGUUACUUCCCCUUACAGCGGAUGCUGUAGAACAGAAAGUGAACUCAUUCCGACAUUACACAGAUGAGGUGCGUAGAUGUUUACCUGAUAUACUGUUAGCUACAAUGAACAUUUUACAUCACCAAUACAAAAAUGCCAAAAAUACUGCUCCACAAAGUCCAGUAACAGGCAGAGGGUCAAGAGCAGGUGACGGUGGAAAGGAAACGUUCCUGAAUUUUCUGAGAAGUCAGGCUCGCGCGCUGAUCAUGUUUGCUGGAAUGUUGCCAUACAGACUUCCAGGAGACACAAAUGCACGACUCGUCCAGAUUGAGGUCCUCAUGAACUAGUAUACAUCACGUUUUAGAGGUCAUAAGGUCAAAGAUGUUUGGUGCAAUAAUACACUCUUCAGUGCCACAAGAAAUGUAUUGAGAAAUAGCUUCAGUAAAACCAUACUUAAAUCACAGUAUAAACAAAUACCAUUUCGUGUAUUAAGCCCACGGGACAAACUAAUAAUGUCCGACUCAAAUGAGGAAGUUAAGAUUUAUUACACAAUAGUGAUAUAGCAUUAUUUGGUAUUUCUGCUGAAAACACAAUUGAUGUGGGUGGCCUUUAAACAGGACACCUUACAUAGAUACAUUUUUUAUUGUUAAUCUCAGAUUAUUUGAACAAAAGUAUGUUGAUUCAGAAAUGUAUGCUUGGUUACAUUUUAAACAGUAAAUUAGACUCUCUGUUCUGGAUAUAAUUUAGUUGUUUAUAUCAAUUUAAAUUUGCUGAUGCAAAAUGAUCUUUAAAGCAUUCAUAUUUUUCACUGGAUACAUUGAAUAACAUAAACUAGCGAUCAGAAUGGACGAUCUUGAAUAUGCUGUCGAGUAGCUGGUCAGUCAUGGUUGUCUGUUUGUGGGAAGAUAUUUCCUUAGUUUUGACUUGGGAUUUACAAUGGUAUAACUCGAGGUGCCUAUAUUUGUAAGAAACAUUUUGAAAAUAUUGUUAAAAACAUUUGACGAAAGCUAAAUCUACACAUUUUAUAUCAUCAUCAUAAAACAGUUGACUUGUAUUAUUUAAUGUGUAUUAGGGUUUAUGUGAUAACAUGUUAAUCAAGUGGAUGUGACGUUAAGUGAGCAACACAUUGUGGCAGAUUUCUACUGUGUGUAAGGGUUUGUAGGAUAAAAUGCUGGUAAAGUGGAUGUGCAAUUCAGUGAGCGACACAUUGUGGGAGAUUUCUAAUGUUUGUAUGGGUUUGUGUAUCAUGUUAGUGAUAAAGCAAGUGACACUUUCAUAUGUGCGUUUGUGUGUGUGUGUGUGUGUGUGUGUGUGUGUGAGGGUGUGUGUGUGUGUGUGUGUUUGUAUGGAAUUGGGGCUGCAAGUGUUUGAGAUUGGUUAAGUGAAUGAAUUGCUUUAUGGAUUUAGUGUAAAUAUGUCACAAUGACUAGUGUAUUUUAAGUUUAAACAUUACUGAACUUGUGAAAUUACUAACAUUUUGUCAAAAAGAUCUCAUUGAUCUGUUGGGAUAUUUCAUUUUUGAAAUCUGCUUCACUCUGGUAUAUUUCAUGAUAUAAGGCUCAUGGUGAAGGCCAAUAGUUUGUUUUAUGUUUCAAUAAAACCUGACCAAACACAAAAUUGUCUUUUAAAAAGAAAAAGGAAAACACAAAAAUGGUAGACAGUGAUACUAUAUAUAUAUAUAUGGUUGUGUCGCUGCAUAAAUUGUGUCAGUUAAAAUGUUACCCUGCUAUCAGAUACUGUCAAAUAAUAUUUUUUGUGAGGCUAAAAUUUUGAGGUUUGAGGUUUGCCAAAAAUGUGCAUCUUUGUUGACACAUGAUUUUGUAGUUAAAUCUUGCUGGAAAAAUGCACAAGUACUAUUAUCAACUUUUAUCUGCAUAUCAUUCAUGGAUAUAUAGUUCUGGAUUUAGAGUACCCACAAAUUUAACAUAAAUAAAUCCCUAGUGAAAAUUAAUGAUUUUAACAGUAUUCAAGACUAGUCAACAUGCACUAAAUGAUCAAUUGAUUUCUCUGCAUUAAAAUCUUAGGAAUUCGAGACGAUAACUAUCUAGGACAGUGAAAUAUCAUAUUCUGAGAUACUGUGAAUUAUUAUAUUACUGUGAUGGGAUGCAAUUUGUUCAGUUCAAAACACGGUUAUUUCACAAAAUAAAGGAAAAUAUUUUAUAAUGCAAUCUAUGAAAGAUACUUCACAAGAUAUUUCUAUAAUUCAAUGAUCUACUUUUUAACUAUUUAGUAGAAAUAGCUAAACAAGAUCUGAACUAUCUACUGCAAAAUCAUUAAUAUUUGUGGGAGUUUUAUUUCCUAUGAUUUUGUUUGAACUUUUAUUCCACAAAAUUCAUAAAUCUGCAAACUGUUGAAAUAAGCAUAAGUGAAUUUAUUAUGCUGAAUUUCUCCAGCAAAUAGUACUGUCUUGAAAAACCACAUAAAUUGAUAUAUAAUAUUCCAGUAUAUCCAUAUUGGAGUAGUUGAUGUUAUACAAGUAAACAACACUUACUACAGUUGUGUUUACAUUAAGGGAUCUUUGACAUUUUAUCAGUGUAUAUGUAGUCUCUGUAAACAACAGGUCUGGUGACCAUGUCGUGCUCUGUAUAACAAAAUAACAAAUAGGAAUUGAGUGUGACAUAUAUAGAAACUUCACUAUUAUAAAUACUGAUACAGAGUCCUGUGAUCAGAGUGACAUCUGGUUGCAAAUUUGAACACAAAUGAUGCUUGCAAUGAGUUGGUUAUUCAACAAAUCAGGGUUCAGCUUUUAAAUUAAGGCUUGCAAGAAUAUAUUGGCAUCAUAUUUGAAGAUUUAAUGAUCAGAGAAUGAAGAAUACUUUAAAAACAGUUUAUUGAGGUGACAAUAUGUAGAUGUGAUACAUUCACAUAAC